AUGAGUUAAAAGAAAAAUACCAAAAGAAUCCAUUCAUCAGAUGGAUCAUUAUCAAUUGAAUAACUCAAAACUAUUUGUCCUGACUAAUAUGUAACUUAUGAAAUUUUUGAUCUUGCUUUCAAGCAAAUGUGGUCUGUGGUUAAUAAAUUAGAAAUGUUGCAAUUGUAGCAAAAUAGUAAUGAUAAAUUGUUUGAACUUGAAAAAAGAAUUUUAAAUCUAGAGGAUGUCAUACACAAAUUAACUUGCAUUACUCCAGUCAUUCCUGAAUCUUUGUAAUAAUAGAUUGCAGAAUUAACUGACACCGGCAAACAGAUUCUAGUUGCUAUACCGUAGAGAUUUGAAUAAAUUUAGAAUGAUCUUACUGAAAAAGAAGAAAGAAUCAAAUCUGUUGAAGAUGCCUGCACAGUCUUGACUAGAGUUUUACAUGACGUAUAAACAGAAUAUGAAGAUCAAAAAGAUUAAAUUGAUAAGAUGGAAUCUGAUUUAUUAAAUAUAUUUAAAUAGUUCUAAACAGUUUUAAAAUUAGAAUAAGAUUAUUCAAAUGUAUCAAAUGAAAUUCAGAAUAUUACUAAAGCUAUUAAUGAAAUUUAUUAAUUUAUUUGAGUAAUUUAAUAUCCUAUUAUUAAA
This is a messenger RNA of Paramecium tetraurelia, 627 nucleotides long. RefSeq lists its product as uncharacterized. Lineage: Eukaryota; Ciliophora; Oligohymenophorea; Peniculida; Parameciidae. The record is from RefSeq and is a predicted model, not a curated record. The transcript is spliced from 2 exons.